Amoebophrya sp. A25 is the source of this 967-nucleotide messenger RNA. Lineage: Eukaryota; Dinophyceae; Syndiniales; Amoebophryaceae. The record is from the annotation of a GenBank genome assembly.
UUUUCUCGCGAUGCUGCUCGUUUCAGUGUCGACUCGUCACUUUCACAAGGUUGGUGGGUCGACUUUUUAGAGAUAAAGAGAAUUGAAAUAAGUAGAAUAUGAAUAAAGGUGACGAAGAUGCAUUGAGGAGCAGGAGUAAGGUUAGCCUACAGUGACGAGAUUACAAACGGCAUCAGCUACAGCUUUCGCAACUUCGUCAUAGAUUCAUAUUUGAAAUUCAAUUGAUGAAUUUAAUUAAAAAAAACGAUGAUAUUUAUUUUAUGUUGUUUGAAAGAGAGAUGAUAAAGGGUCACUUAUUCUUUCAUCUCCCACUAGCGGAAGAGAUGUCGGGUCACAUAUUUUUUUCGAAAUUUUAUAAGGCUAGGCCGGCGCUUAUAAGACGAGAGCACGAGGACAACAAAACUCAUUUUCGUGGGGACAUCUCAUCAGCGCAACUCUUUUUUCCACGGGCUCGCAGCUGUUGUGCAAAUUGAUAUUGGUUGACUUAAAGUGUUGUCGUGGUACAACUAGUAGUAGGGCUGGAGGUGUUCUUGUUGUUCUUCUUGUUUUCAUCUUUUUCAACUUCUACAUGGGACUCGAAUGGUGUAGUGUUCUUGGAUCCUUCUUCAACUGCAAGGGAUUCUCCUACAAGGGAGUCUCGUUCUCCUGUAGCGAUCCCGGAAUAAUAUCAUGAAAAAAAGCCCUUUCCUCUUCACUCAGUCCGAGUUUAUGGGAAAGGGGUCCUAAAAAAAAAAGCAACGAACUUCUGAGUAGAAGUGAGUAGAAUAAGGGGAUGCUGAAGUGAAAUAUAAAGAAGGCGGGAAACGACGGGGGAGGGUGGUUUAUUCAAUUUCAAAAGUUUGCAGAGAAAUGGGGGAAAAUCUUCUGCUUCACCAUGCUCGGUGGCUUGGAUCAAAGUAGUCCGCAGUCGAGUAUGUUCAGCACUUAUCGUUCCAUCUCUUCAAGAACAGCACUUAUUGAAUAUGUG